AUUCAGGACCAACUUUCAGCAAGUCCUUGUUUGAAGACCCUUUCAGCGUUAAAGUUCGCAACGCUGUGUUAGAUACACUAUUUUUUCAAAAGAUGGUCGCCAAUACUCUGGCCCCAGAAGAAUAUGGUCGUUACAUGAUACAAGACGCGGCUUUCCUUUUUGAUUAUGUUACAGCGUUCGAUAUUGCCGCUGAGAACACGCAAAAUGAAUAUCCCCGAGACUUUGCCUUAUUCUAUCGUGGCCGAUCUAAAAGCUAUACAAGUCACAGCAGUUGCUUUUACAAGAAAUGGAAUCUUAAAAAUUCAGAGAGCGUGAAAAUGGGUCCAGCUGUUGCGACAUAUGUGGCAUUUGCAAUGAAUCUUGUGAGAAGAAAAGCUAAAUAUCUGUCAAUUGGUAUUCUUCCAUGUGAUAUGCUGUGGCCAUGGGUGGCAACACAACUUAAUGAAUCAGUCUCAGGAAACAACGUUUAUCGAUCAUGGGUAGAUGACAACUUACGCUAUGGCAUUUCAACCACUCAAAGCUUUGUCAAUACGUUUUAA
Messenger RNA from Paramuricea clavata, 539 nucleotides. Lineage: Eukaryota; Metazoa; Cnidaria; Anthozoa; Malacalcyonacea; Plexauridae. The record is from the annotation of a GenBank genome assembly.